GUAGUGACAAAUCUAGGCAAUGGAACAUGUGUUAUUUGGUCAGAAGAAGUUGGCUAAAAUAAAAAGUUGUUUACCUAGAAUCCUUCAUUGGAUACAUGUUAAAGUUGGUGAAGCAGAAGUUAAAAAAACCUUUUUAUCCAUUGAAGUCAUUAUUGGGGUAUAUGUAACCAAAGAAGAGAUGUCUACUGAAAUAGUUAAAGAAGCUUUAGAUGGUCAUCAUAAUGCUAGAGUGAACGAGAACUUGCAUAGGCAAUUUAUGGCUGAUAUUGUUGCAGAAAAUGAAGCUUUGCGUGCUAUAAUUGUUGACCAAGAGGUUUCGAUUGCCAAGCUUGAGAAAGUGGUAGAGAAGUUUACUCCAUUUAAGAAGUCAAAAUCAGAGAAAGAUGAUGAUAUAUCAGCUGAUGAUGUUGGGAACUCAAAUUCAAAGCAAGAUUAUAUGUUAGGUGAUGAUUUUGGGAGCAGAAUUUCAUAGAAAGAUAAUCAGAUACUACUUUACGGUGUUGGAAAGUCCAAUUCAGAGAAGGCUUCUAACAUAAUACGUGAUGUUGUUGGGAAAAUUUACAAUAAAAAAGCUGGUGAUGUUUUAGGUGAUGAAGAGAUGGAUAUUCAAAAAUCUGACAUGUACAAGCGUUUAAAAACUCAACCUAGGAAGCGUCUGAAAAGUGUUUCUUUGAAAACCCUUUGAACAAAAUUAGAUAAGAAAAACCGUAGGUGCAUUGAAUAGUUGAGGAAGUUCUUUGUCUUUGAAUAUAUGUAAGAAUUAAUAUGUUGUGCUAGGAAACAGAAUUGUAAGUUUGAAUGAUCUUAAUUGUUCAUAUUUUUUAUGAAUA
Vigna umbellata (rice bean) is the source of this 830-nucleotide messenger RNA. RefSeq lists its product as uncharacterized. The record is from RefSeq and is a predicted model, not a curated record. Lineage: Eukaryota; Viridiplantae; Streptophyta; Magnoliopsida; Fabales; Fabaceae.